AUGUUCACUCGAUCUACAGGAUACUCUACCAAUGAAGAUAUGCUAUUAUGCCAAGUUUAUUUAGAUGUUUCUAAAAAUCCAAUAACGGGUGUACAUCCAUCUAGAGAUCAUUUUUGGGGUCGAGUGGAAGAAACAUACAAUAAUGCAAAGGAUGAAUGUUGGGAGUAUCGCAACAGAAGAUCGGUGGAAUGUCGAAUUAAAGUUAUUGAGAAGGCUAUAAGAAAAUUAAAUGGUUGUGUACGUCAAGUUGAAAAUUUGCAUUCUAGUGGUGCUUCAGAUACAUAUAUUAUUAAUCAAGCAAAAUGUUUACUUAUGCAAGAUCCGAGCUACAAAAAAGGUUUUAAAUUUGAUCAUGUGUGGGAUAUGUUGAAAGAUUUUGAGAAGUUUAAAAAUGUCGAUCUUUGGAAGAAAAAAAGUGAUUCCACAUCAUCACAACGACCUAUUGGGCUGAAGAAAGCAAAAUUGAAGAGAAAAAUCGAUGAAGGUUUUUCAUCUGCUAUGCAAAUGGUUCAAUCAAAAAAUAAUCGGCUUGUUGAGUUGUUGGUAAAGUCAAGUGCUGAUAGGCAACAAGAUAUGGAGAUAAAAGAUAGAGCUUUGAAAGUAAAAGAAUUUAAAGAAGAAAAUAAAAUUUUAUUGUCGAAUUUAGAUUCUAUUGAUGAUCCAAAUAUUCGUGAAUUUAUUCGACAAGAACAAAAACGAAUAAUGGAUAAAAGAAGUCAAUAA
Messenger RNA from Lycium ferocissimum, 723 nucleotides. RefSeq lists its product as uncharacterized. The record is from RefSeq and is a predicted model, not a curated record. Bases 1 to 723 code for a protein of 240 amino acids. Lineage: Eukaryota; Viridiplantae; Streptophyta; Magnoliopsida; Solanales; Solanaceae. The transcript has 3 exons.